AUGUGGACGGACAUCCACACCCUACCAGAGACGAAUCCACUCCGCAACACCACUUCCCGGAUGCGCAAGUUCCGGAGAUCCUACCGCUCGCCUUUCUUUCAGGUAGCAGAUCUCCUCAAGGACGUCCCAUUGGACAGCCUCGAAACCAUCGCUCCCGUCGUAUUAGCGCCUUGGGAGAGGCGAGUCCGCACUACGGUUGACAGAACGGGCAUCCAGCAAAAAGAGACAGAGUGGGCGGUCCGGAUCGCCGUAAGCAGCUCCGCACGAAACAACAUGGUAGGGAUCGGAGGAGUCGUCCGUCUCCCGCUGCCGAUGCGAGAUGGCUCAAGGAACGAAGCCUUUAGUGUGACGCUGGGCUCCAGGUACCGAAAGAUCAUCCUUGCCACCAGCAACAAGGCAGCCGUGAUGGCCUUGGAGCGACCACACCAGCAAUCAGGACAACAAUAUCUCUGUCAGGCGUACGAUGCGAUAAGUGCCUUACGCAAGGCGGGAAACACGAUCUCGGUCGUCUGGAUCCAAGCGGGUACCAAAAACGAGCUCCUGAACACAGCCAAAGCGAAAUCAAGGGAAGCAACGCGGCAGGACGCUACGCCACAAACGCAGGAUCCUGCCAUGCGGUCAACAGCCCUCCGUAUCGCAUGGGCAAAGCGGGCACCGCCCACGUCCUUACCUGACAAAGUGGGCAGACAUUCCAAGAGAGUCGAUAUAGCGUUACCAGGGAAGCACACCCAACUAUUAUACGACCACCUGUCCCGAAGCGAGGCCGGCGUGCUUGCUCAGCUUAGAACAGGCAUGGCCAAGCUCAACACAUACCUGCAUCGCAUCAAAGCAGCACCGUCAGAUCAGUGUACGUGUGGACAAGCCAGAGAGACAGUGGACCACUUCCUCUUCCGAUGCAAGCAAUGGGAUCAACACCGUAGGGAGAUGCUGCAAUGUACGGAUGUCCACAGGGGGAACCUCUCCUUCUACCUGGGAGGAAAGUCGCCCUCGGAUGACAAGGACUGGUCCCCCAACAUGCGGGCGGUGUCGGGCGACGAUACGUUUUGCCAUUGCCACAGGUCGUCUGAGGACAGAACAACAACAGAAUGA
Molecule: messenger RNA, 1089 nt
Organism: Chaetomium globosum CBS 148.51
Lineage: Eukaryota; Fungi; Ascomycota; Sordariomycetes; Sordariales; Chaetomiaceae
Exons: 2
Coding region: 1-1089 (362 amino acids)
Source: RefSeq, a predicted model, not a curated record